Messenger RNA from Ectocarpus siliculosus, 276 nucleotides. NCBI's taxonomy places the organism in Eukaryota, Phaeophyceae, Ectocarpales, Ectocarpaceae. The record is from the annotation of a GenBank genome assembly.
AUGCAUCAGACGGGAAGUCCAGCGGAUGCGCCCGACCUUCUCCGGGGCUCGACACCGCUACACUGGGCAUCUUUCGGGGGGCACCUGGACGUGGUUCGGUGGCUCGUCAAAACAGCGGGGGCGGACGCGCAGGCUGCCAACACGGACGGGUGCACUCCUCUCUUCUUCGCGUGCGAGAGGGGCCACCUGGGCGUCGCGCAAUGGCUCGUCAGGGAAGCGGGAGCGGAGUGGCUCGUCGGGCAGGCUGACGCAGAGGGGUGUGGUGUGUGUGUGUGA